UUUCGGUAAACAUCUUGUGUUAUUUCGUCUUCUCACUUCUCACUCUCAAGUCUCACGCAUCUCAGUUGCUCUACUUUCUCACUUCUCAGUAAUAACUGAUAACUACGGUGAGAGAAAGAAGGAAAAUUUGGUACACAAAAAUGAGCCAAUGAAACUGUUUUAAGGUAAAACAAUUUGAGAGAGAGAGAGUGAGACAUCGAUUACUAGAAGAUGAUUACUGGUGGCGCCAGUCAAUAGCAAAAGUCACAAAUACCCAAAUUUGGAGACUGGGAAGGCGAAGAGAAUUACACGGUUUAUUUUGAUAAGGCAAGGAAGGGUAAAGGGGGAAAGAUGACCAAUCCAAAUGAUCCUCAACAAAGUGGUGAUAUAUUGUCUGAUGAUACACCAAUAGUUAGAGCUCCACCAAUAAAAACUGGUUUUCAACCAGAGAUACCAGUGGAAUCCAAGGUUCAGAAGCCUAGGCAUGAGCGCAGGUCAAGCAGAGAUGACGGAGGCCUCAGGCAAAUAAGCCAUGAAAAUUUCAAUCGCAAAGCCAAUAAUGGCACAUAUCAUCAUCAACAAGGCGAUAAUGGUGUAACUUUAGGGGACACUCCAAAAAAAGGAGGCAGGACAAGUGCUGCUGGUUCCGAACGCAGUGUUGAGCAAUCUCCUAUGCACCCACAUUAUCAAGCAAAGGUUGGAGGCCGAGGUGGUGGUAGUGGACCUGGAAGCGCACGGUCUUCUCCUUCGUGGGAGAAAAAAAACUCCGAAGGUAGCCACGGUUUAGCUCCAAGCACUCCGGGAAGAUCACGACUAAGAUCGGUUACUCGAGGCGAUGAAACACCAGACAAAGGUGCUGCUGUACCAAAAUUCGGGGACUGGGAUGAGAGUGAUCCUGCAUCAGCUGAUGGGUUUACUCACAUCUUCAACAAAGUGAGAGAGGAAAAGCAGGGGGGGGCAGCAAAGCUGCCUAGCAUGUCCAAUGAUUCUUACUCUAAUGGUCACAAGCAAGUCAAUUAUGGAGAUUCCGCGAUGUGCGGCUGCCUUUCAUGGUGCAAAAAAUGACGCUGAUGAUGCAGCUUGUGAAUCAACAUAAGUUGUUCCCGACCUGUAAAUAGCUCUGAAAGCUGUCUCUGUCUAUCUCUAUCUGUUCCUCUGUCUAUAUGUAACUCUUUCCAGAAGUGCAUUCUUUAUGUCUCACUGUGUGUCUUACCCUCUAGUCUACUUUGUGAUAUGUGAAAAAAAGAAAAAAAGGACACGAUUUUCUCGGGAAAACACUUCUCUCUUUUCUUUUCUUUCCUUUUAUCCCUUGAAAGCUUGAAAUUAUUGUCAUUUACUAUUUCCAUAGAGGAUUAUUAUUUUUGGUGAAAGAAAGAAACGUUU
Papaver somniferum (opium poppy) is the source of this 1362-nucleotide messenger RNA. RefSeq names its product RPM1-interacting protein 4-like. The transcript has 4 exons. The coding region runs from base 331 to 1044 and encodes 237 amino acids. The record is from RefSeq and is a predicted model, not a curated record. Lineage: Eukaryota; Viridiplantae; Streptophyta; Magnoliopsida; Ranunculales; Papaveraceae.